Messenger RNA from Vollenhovia emeryi, 3297 nucleotides. RefSeq names its product DDB1- and CUL4-associated factor 12 (gene DCAF12). The record is from RefSeq and is a predicted model, not a curated record. Gene Ontology annotation, molecular function: protein binding. The coding region runs from base 1474 to 2853 and encodes 459 amino acids. The transcript has 8 exons. Gene Ontology annotation, cellular component: Cul4-RING E3 ubiquitin ligase complex. Lineage: Eukaryota; Metazoa; Arthropoda; Insecta; Hymenoptera; Formicidae.
CUCGGCGAUUCCGACACUCGGGUUAUUAAGGCGCUGAAGCGUCGCCUACAACAUGGCGGUGGUGCCGUCGUUCGUACAGUCGCCCCUCCGCGUGCUUCUCCGCGCAUCAUGACCACGGUGGAUCGUACUCAGGGCCGCGCAACGGACCGUACUCCCCGCAGCAGCAGCAGCAGCCGCACAGUACUCGAGGACGCGCGCGUACAGCGUCGUCGUCGCCCGUGAGCGCACGGCAGCAGGGCAACGUGCGAGUCUCGUCGUCGCGUCGACGGGAAAGGAGCAGCAGCAGCAGCAGCGUCGCUCCCCGACGAACGGCAGUUGACCCUCCUCCUUCUCGUCGUCGUCGAGUCGCGUCCGCGAGCCAGGACGGAGAGCCGAGAGUCGCCCCCGCCUCGCGUAAGCUUCGCGUCGCGACCCCGUCCGACCUCGGGAGGAUGCUCGCCGCCGCAGCGGCCCGACCGUCAUCGUGAGACGCCGCCUCCCGCGACAUUCCCAUUGUCCUCGCACGGGGGAAGCCGCGAUUACUGGAACGGGGAAUAUUUUCACGACAGGUAUCCUGGGUAUCAAUUCUCCAUCUACAAUAUAGUGAAAAUGCUACAAAUCGCAAGCUGCUCACCGAAGAUAUCUGGCGAAUGUAUCUCGCAUCAGCCUAUCUACAGACAAAAUUACACGUAUUGUCAUAAUGCCGUAAAUCGUUGGUGUUGACCAGAGAAUUUAUAUUUUAUUCAUUAUACAAGAAGAUAAAUUCAAUCGAUUGCUUCCAAAGACUUCUGUAAGCUUGCAGGAAACGAGUGAUAGAAUAACUUAUCCGAUAAUUAGCUAGAGAAAUUAUAAUUUAUAGAACAAGAAGGUUUUAUUAACGGAUUUCCUUUUUUUUAUCCUAGAAGUGAAAGCGCGGUGACGAAAUAGAUCAAUUUUUUAUUAGCUGCGAAAGAGCUCUUAAUCGAUAUAAUUCUCUUGAUAAUAGUUAAAUUAUACAUCCAAAAUCAAAAUUAAAUUAGAAACUGACUCUUGUCUCAGAAACAGUUGAUCAGCACACAUCGUCUAGACUUGUCUAUCGUGCCUCCUUAUUUUAUCGCUGUUAACUACUCGCCCUCCUCGCGGAAGAGAGGCAAGGUCCCUCGCGGUCUUGUCGCAAUCUUCCAAGUGGUUUAGAACGUAUUACAAUUUGAAAGUGAGCCUGUCGAUUAGUUCCGUUGCGGUUUGCCAGGAUUUCGGGAAUAAGAUUUUUAGGCAAAAAACGAAUGCGAGUUUAAAGAGAAAGUUAGUACCUUGCGAGAGACUGCUUGUAUAUAGUAGGAAAUAUUAUUCAAGUUACACGUUGCCAACGUACAAUUCUUUUCACUUUAUUUGACACGAAUAACUGUCAGCAGUACUCUUGCUUCUGCUAAUAAGACUUUCCUGUUCAACAAUAAUACUCAGUGUUCCUUGCAAGUUGCCUGAAUUGUAAAGUCCGUUAAACUUUUUAUUGUAAUAAUGGCCGAGACACAAAGAAUGACUGUAUAUGGGAGGCACCCUCCGUGCGCAAAUGGCAGCAGGCUGGACGAGCGCCGAGCCAAGAGAUUGGCGUUGCGACACGAGAGAAACAGGAAGCCGGACAAGCCGGACGACUUUGUGUGCUACGAGUCGAGCGACGACGAGGCCGAGACGGUGACCGAGGGCAAGCAGUUCCUGCGAACCUCCUUCAACUUCGUAGAUUACGUGCGCGCGCGCGAGACGAAUACACGUGAAGUGCGGAAUAUCAAUCAGGAGUACGGCUCCCGUCACAUACUGACGCACGAUCUGUUCAAGGAAUACUCGGUCAGCUUGAACAACAUGAACAAAGUAUUCUGUUCUCAGUGGUUGAGUGAUAGACAAGUGGUAUUCGGUACAAAGUGCAAUAAGCUUAUGGUGUAUGACGUAGCGACGCAAAAACUCGAUCAGAUACCGUCUCUCCACGGGAGACAGCUCAGUCCGGGAGGCAACGUUAUGCCCGAGCAGCAGUGUGGCAUUCAUUCCGUUCAAAUCAAUCCCUCGAGAACACUUUUGUCCACCGGGGCGAGAAAUAGUAACGAAAUAGCAAUAUACCGAUUACCGACUCUGGAUCCAGUUUGCGUCGGCGAGAGCGGCCACAGGGAUUGGGUGUUCGACAUGUGCUGGCUGGACGACGAAUUUUUAGUGUCGGGCUCUAGAGACACGAAAAUGGCUCUGUGGCGUAUCGAUAGUGAUCUCGCUGAAGCUCCUGAUAAAGCAGAUGUGCCUACACAUAGAUUGAUUCAACCUGUCUGCGUGAAGGAAUGCAAGUCCGCACAGAAAGUACGAGCGCUAGCGUUCAAUAAAGCGUACAAGGAGAUUGCAGCGUUGACCCUUAAUAGCUUUAUACAUAUCUGGUCGGCCGAAUCCUUCAAGCAGAAAAUAUCUAGAAAACUGCCUGCCUGUCAAGAAAACGUUUGUCUUGCCGUACAGGACGAUGGUGUUUACGCGAUCGGAUGCAGGUCGUACACUCUUCUGCUGGACGCGCGCACGUUGCAACCGAUUAAGAAAAUACCGUCGAGGUACAGCGGUUGUGGAAUCAGAUCAGCAAGUUUCCAAGGAUCUGUCCUAACCAUCGGAACUGGUCUAGGAAUGCUUAUGUUCUACGACGUUAGGGCUCAGAAAUAUCUAGAAUCUUCUAUAAAUUCUAAUAGGACUGUCGUGUUAAAAGCUUCGAAAGGAUACGUGUUUCCAGAUGAGGAAUAUAUAGAUGGUUUCCAAAAUGUGAAGUACACUCCCGCCAUUUAUACACAUUGCUAUGAUGCAUCGGGUACUCGGCUGUUUACAGCAGGCGGUCCAUUGCCCGCGAAUCUGUAUGGCAACUAUGCAGGAUUAUGGCAAUGAAGGUUUAAGUAGAUGAAACCACAAGUAUGAUAAUUGCUAAAUUGAACGAUUACGAUAUAAGUUGUGUAUAUGUCAUGAAAGACUUGACUGCUUGAUUUUUCCAAAUUAAGUAUGUUUGAAGUUUUUUAUUGAUUUAAUUAAUUAUGUUUUGAGUCUCGAAAAGACGAUAAACUUGUCAAAAAACUUUUAACCCUUCUCUAAAUUAUUCAAUUCGUUCAUUUUUCUUUCCUUUUCUGAAUUAUUAAUCCUUCUACGGAAAAUUUGGGAGUAAAAAAUUAUUUUGAGAAUAUUUUUAAUUAUGUGGAAUUGUGACUAAAAAAUAAUAUAAAGAACUUAGUUUACUUUAUGUAAUUACAAGAAAAAAGUUCUAUGAAAGAACAUAUAAGUAACAUUACACCUUACAUGUGAUAAUUCUGUUUCUUUAAAUAAACAAAUUUAAAAAAU